Drosophila serrata is the source of this 2765-nucleotide messenger RNA. RefSeq lists its product as uncharacterized. The record is from RefSeq and is a predicted model, not a curated record. Lineage: Eukaryota; Metazoa; Arthropoda; Insecta; Diptera; Drosophilidae.
UAUUUACCUUAAAAUUAUGGACUGCAAUUACGAAAAUUCAAAUGGCAGGGAAAAUAUUUUUAUCGAUAGUAUCGAUAAAAACAUCGACUGGAGUUCUACCGCCAGCUGAGCGGUUAGGUCGCUUGAUUUGUUUAAUUUAUACAUAGUUUAUGAUGUGCGGUAUAAACAAUAAACUUUAAUUAAUAGACGCAACUCGGCUUUAGACAGCGCAGAGCGGCGGCAUCCUCGUAAUUGGCCAAAUAGUAAAUGUGCAAGGAUUACAGAGUUAAUCCGAAGCGCGUGCAGUCACAGGUUUUUUGCAAACUUUUCCUGAUUGCUUAUAAAUUAUUUAAAAUGAGGGUUCUGCGUCGAGGAACAGUGCAGAAAAUCGGAUUAGGAUGCUUUGUGGUCGGUUUGAUGGUUACCUUCUACGUGAUGAACGACGAGCAGGAUGUGGAUAAAAAUGUUAAAAUAGACAUUAUCGAGCGAUCCAUACGGUCGGUGAUGAAUCAGGGUCAGUGCCGGCAUCCACAUCUACCCCUGGACAAUCCGGACAUCAUGAGGUUCUACAAGCCUGUGGAGCGUAUAAACUGUGGCGAAGGCCUGGAUUGGGUGAUGUGCGAGAAAUCCAUAUGCUUUGUGCGCCCGGAGAUUGCGGCCAGUCACGAGGAUGUUACCUGCUCUUACACGGAUAUUAUUCGUAAGUCUGACUACAAGGCACGCUUCGGGAGAACACUGCGCUUGAAGGAGCCCUAUGUCCUGCAGGCCAGUGACUUUGUAAAGGUGGCCUGCCGCUCGAGCAGCGGCGAGAGUUGGUUUGGCAUGGCCCAUGGCAUUCGUGACGCAGUACCUCGUCCCUCGUCCACGAAUUUCUCACCGAAUCUGGCCGUUCUCCCUCCCGAAGCUGUCGCCCAGGCUCAGCAGCAAAUGCAACAGGAAGUGCCUACAGCGUCCUUCUACAACGUCCUUAUGUUUGGCUUUGAUUCGCUAAGCCGGAACGCCUUCAUCCGGAAGCUACCGCGGACGUACGAAUAUCUUACGCAGCAAUUGGGUGCCACUGUCCUUAAGGGCUACAAUAUUGUGGGUGAUGGUACACCGCAGGCUUUAGUGCCGCUGCUAACGGGCUACACCGAACUGGAGCUGCCGGAGACGAGAAAGCGGUUUUCUGGAGCUGGCAGCGUGGACUCCUAUCCCAUGAUAUGGCAGGACUUUGCCCGCCUAGGCUACAUGACCUCGUUCAACGAAGACCUACCCAAUGUUGGCACUUUCACCUAUCGCAUGACCGGCUUCGAGAGUCAGCCUGUAGACCAUUACUUGCGGACCUACUAUAUACAGGCGGAGCAUAUGGCCGCUGAGAGUCUACCCAACUGCAUUGGCCACCAGCCGGACCAUGUCACCAUGCUGGAGUACACCAAAAAUUUCAUGUUGAAGUAUCGGGAUGCGCCGCGCUUUGUCUUCAGCUUCCAUGGUGGGCUCUCUCACGACUCUAUUAACCUGAUAGGUGCUGCCGAUGAUGAUGUUCACGACUGGCUGGUGGCGCUCAAGGAGCGAUCGCUACUCGACGACACCAUUUUGAUCAUGAUGGCCGAUCACGGUAAUCGCUUUGCUGAGGUUCGAGCCACAUUGCAGGGCAAGCAGGAGGAGCGAUUGCCGUUCUUCAGUUUUGCAUUUCCCGAGACGUUUAAGAAAAGAUUUCCGCAGGAGUACAAGAAUUUCCUGGCCAACGAAGAACACCUUACAACGCCAUUUGAUAUACACGCCACACUGCAGCACAUUAUAAAGUUGCAAACCGCCAGCAGUGAUGAUGAUCAGUUGGGUGAUGGCAACGGCAUUAGAGCAGAGCUUGAGCAACGGCAACCAGAGAUACACAUCUCGGAGCUAGCUCGGGGACGCUCCAUGUCGCUUCUUGACCCCAUUCCAAGCAAUCGAUCAUGUGCCGAUGCCUACAUAGAGCCUCAUUGGUGCGCCUGCCUCAACUGGUUGCCGCUGCAGCUAAAUGACACCCAGCACAUGGGGAUCAUUCUCAAGGCCGCCCAGAGCAUUGUAGAUGCCAUCAAUACGGCCACUGUGGAGCAACGUCAGCUCUGUGCGUCUCUGAAGGUACUCCGUGUGAACUGGGCACUACGCCUGCAGCCACAUAAGGAGUUGCUGCAGUUUAAAACGAACAGCGACCGGGACGGCUUUCUGGCGGAUAUGACGGGCCAGACGCUGGUUCGUGAUGAAAUGUACCAGCUGCAGCUCGUCACGGAGCCCGGCGAGGGGCUGUUCGAGGCAAGUGUCAGUUACAGCUUGCACACGUUCAGUGCCACAACAAAACUGACGGACAUAUCCAGAGUCAACAAGUAUGGCAACCAGGCCCGGUGCAUAUACGAUCGGGAUCCGGAAUUACGAAAGUAUUGCUAUUGUCGCGACUAGUCCGCGCGCACAAAAUAUCUAGUCCAAACCAGAGAACUGCUAAGCAAUCAACAACUCGAAUAGUAUUUUGCACAACCUCCAAGCAAAGACCUUAAAAUAACAAGAUGUAUAACAGGUACUGCGUGGGAAAAAUUUGUAUGGUGUUACUAAUUUUCUUAUUAUAAGUUCUUUGCUCUAAUUGUAUGUGUUGUCGUUGUAGCUCUCAAAACUAUUAUUGCCUCUCUUAAGUUCAAAGAUCUGCCUCAGUUUGUAAUAUAUGUAGGUUCCUUUAAUCAACGAUUGUAGUAUUGUUUCAUUAAAAAUACCAUUUGUGUGUAAUAUGAAUAAAAUAUAAGAAAUGGUCAUUCCAAUUUCUUAGCACUUAUUGUGGA